UUUCUUGCGUAACGAAUCCGGAAUUUUGGGAUAGCCGGCUCUGAAGUAGCCUCCCUUCCCAUGCUUCUACAUCUAAAUAAUAAUGAUAAUAAUAACACCACUAAAAUACACCAGCUGCGAGGCGCCAUGCUUCACGGCGGUGGGGACGCGGCGGCGGCGACUGCGCAGCGGGUCGUCUGCUGGUCGAGCGGCGACUCGGAGGACGUGCAGGCCCAGUCGGGCACGUAUCUCGGCCUGGUGCUCGCAUUCGCCAACGUCUUCUUCAACGCGUCCAGCUUCGUCAUCAAGAAGCACGCCCUGCGGAGACUCGUCGAAGGUACAAAGCAGGUACAAUUUCUAUGCACAACUGGCUCAGAGCGGAGCGAGACAAGCUCAACGCUCUCGUCCGCAAAGUGGUCAAGAGGGCUCUGGGGCUACCCAUCAGGACCCAUACCGAGGAUCUCCUCAAGCUGGGGGUGCAUAACACUGCCGAGGAGAUUGCCGAGGCCCAAGAACGUGCGCAACUCACUCGCCUGAGCACCACAGCGGCAGGCGAUGAACGUGGCGUCAUCAAUCCUCAUGGCGGCCUCCAGCUGCGGUUCCUGUUCGAUCCGGUGUGGCUGGUGGGAGCAAUGCUCGGCAGCUCCGCGGACGUGGCGCAGGGCUUGGCACUGCAGUUCACCUCGUCGACGCUAGUCGUGGCCAUUGGCAUGGGAAACGGGCUCGUCACGGCUGUCCUGACAGCUACACUCCUCCGCGAACCAACAUCACUGCUGGUGGUGAGUUCCUGCAUUUUGACGAUUGUGGGCACAGUGCUCAUGGUGCUUGGCGUGCCUGCUGAGAUGGAGCCCAUGACAGCCAUGGAACUCGAGCUGUACCUCGCGCAGACCGGCUUCUUGGUGUACGUGUUGCUGAUGGCCGGGCUGCUGGCGUUGUGCGCGGGCCUGUUGUUGCACGCCCGCGGGGACCAGUGCAUCCUGGUGAACAUCUGCAUCAGCGCGCUCGCCUCAGUGCCCUACACGAUCGCCGUCAAGGCCAUCGUGAUGACCGUUUCCGAGCUAGGAGAGCUCGUGUCUGUGCGCACUGCCGCCUGGUUCGUGGUGGUCGUCGUCUCCUUCUUCGCGCACGUCAUCUUCCUCAAUAAGGGACUGGUGCAGUUCGAUCCGGUGCGCAUCUCGCAGCUGUCCUCAUGCUUCCUGCACCUGAGCUUCACCGCCACCAUGAUGUUGCUUUCCCAGUCCUGGCAGGAGGCGACGCCCUAUCACGUCUUCUUGCUGAUGCUGGGCGUGGCGGACGUGUCCUUCGCGCUGUUCGCCUUCGUGCUUUUCCAGGAGGACCACCAGCGUUCGGACACUGCGGUGCAAAUCGCGCUGCGACUGCUCAUCGCCGGCAUCGGCAGUCGAGCCAAGGGUCGAGCUCAGCCGAUGCCGCCGUACCCUGUGGUGCCGCGGCCACGCCGCAUUCUGGCCAGCAGGCGGCGACAUCGGAGCAGAUGACAGCUCGGUGUCUUGGCUCUGAUCGGUGUCCUUGCAGAAUUAACACUUCCAGGGACGUAAAAAUCCUCCAGUCAGGUUUGAACGAAAAAAUUCACGUGAUGUGAUACCUGGACUAUAACGACUAUAAAUAUUACCAAAUGUAAUUACACUCGUUUUCUCAAGGACGAAGUUAAAUACUCCUAUACUUCCUUUUGUAUUAACAUUACACUUCCGUGAGUGACAAAGUACCUUGGCGCGCAUAUUUCACAAGCACUCAUUCUUGGAACGAGCAUAUACCACAAAACAACCAAUAAAAUUCUCAUG
Molecule: messenger RNA, 1778 nt
Organism: Dermacentor albipictus
Lineage: Eukaryota; Metazoa; Arthropoda; Arachnida; Ixodida; Ixodidae
Biological process (GO): magnesium ion transport
Cellular component (GO): membrane
Molecular function (GO): magnesium ion transmembrane transporter activity
Source: RefSeq, a predicted model, not a curated record